AUGCACAUUUUCAAAGCUGGCGGCUCCACCUAUGGUGUUGCACUCGCAAAGUAUGCCAGGGCUCACGAGAUACCCUUCUUCACGGACAUGCGAGAGGGUGGUCCGACAGAGAUCCCCGCCUACAUCCUUAGCUUGAACGCACGCACCAAGCAUUUGGCAGUUGAUGCACCACCUGCGCAAGCAAACUUCAGCAUCUUCCAUGGCCAUCUCGUUGACAUGGGCUUCGGGAAGCUGAAUCAUCACCACACUGGCACCUUCAAUCAGUUCUUCCCCAGCCCAGAGAUGGCAAAAACACCACUCCUUGUCGUGACUCUGCGAGAGCCAGCAGCACGCCUGAUGUCGGCCUUUAUGCAGCUGACAGCUGGGCUGGAGCACCGCGACGGGGCAUCGCUGUCCAUGGAUCCCGCCUCACUUCAAGGCGGUUUCAUGGACAAGGGCCGGGUGGACGCCAUGUUUGCCCAGUUCAUGGAGCAGCAAGGAGUGGCUCAAUGCCGAAUUGUGCCAAAUCAAGUCUUCGGCCCUCGCUUCGCGGCACCUUGCGCUUCGGAGAGAGAUCUUGAUCAGGCAAGACUGGGCGCCAUGAGCGAGCUGCUGCGAAAGUACAUUCUUCCCCUCAUCACAGACCGCCUGCAGGAAUCUGCAGCCUUGCUGGAUGUGUUCCUAGGACUAUCGGCUCCGCCGUCGAUGCUGCAAUUGGUGCGCUACGGGCGUCCCGUGCGAUGUGGUAGCUACAGAAGCUGGCGACAGGGACGGCGUCACGGAAUGCUGCAGGAGUGCCAGCGAACUGGAAAGGGAUCGGGCGCCAACUAUGCCAGAGAUUUUGUGACUGCAACUGUGCGACGGGCGGUUAAGAGCGUCAUGGGCUACGAGCUUUGGCUGUAUCGAAACGCCUCGGCUCUGCUAGAUGUUCAUUUGGGUCUCCACAGGGUCCAAGUGACCAGGCCCCAGGCGUUUACCUGCAAGCCAAAGACCCUUCAAGGCUGUUCCAAGAAGCAAGUUACCUUUCUUUCCAAGUGGCAAAGAAGGCCCAGGGGGGAACUUGCAGCUGAGAUCCGUCGGCUUACAGAAAGCAUGGGCAAGUCUGCUGCUGGGGACAUGAAGGCGUUGAGAAAGCUUGCCAGUCUUGAGGGCUUGCUGGAUGAUCCAGCAGCACCGAUGGCAAGGGAAGACUUGUGA
Molecule: messenger RNA, 1176 nt
Organism: Symbiodinium pilosum
Lineage: Eukaryota; Dinophyceae; Suessiales; Symbiodiniaceae
Source: the annotation of a GenBank genome assembly